AUGAAUAUAAUGGGUGUUCGACAUCAUCAAUUUGAUUAUGUUGUUACUAAAAUUUUGCCAUUCAUUGGUUCUUCUAUUCGAUCAUUUGUAAUUAAUGGGAAUUGGGAAACAAUAAUUUCUACUAAAGCAUUAACUAUUCUUUUUGCACCAUCUAUCUCAUCUAUAUUUUCUCAACUUCAAAAGCUUACACUAAAACUAUUUACUGGUAAAAGACUUUUGUCAUUUCUUGACAAUAUUAUAGAUUUUUUGCAGCUUGUUGAACUUGAUAUUCGAUUUCUCAAAGAAGAUGCUGACGAUAAAUUAAUAACAAAAAUCUUUGCUUCCAACAAUGGACGACUUAGAUCGAUAUCAUUCGAUGAUGAUUCAAUUGCUUUGAAUCUAUUCAAAGAUAAUAAUGAUGAAAGUAUUUCAUUUCCAAACAUUCAACAGCUUAAAAUUAAUUUGAAAUUUAUUUAUGUACUACCACGUCUUUUCAAACUCAUACCCAAUAUACAUUGUUUAUAUGUGUAUGUUGAAAAUAUGUCACAUGAACAAGACUAUAAUAAAUUAUUUAAUGAUUUAUCACCUCUCAUUUAUUUAACUGAUUUUCAUUUACGUUUAGUCAAUUUCUUAUGGAUAUUCGACGAUAUUACGAAUAUAUUAAGACAGAUGCCAUUUUUACAAAAAUUAACACUUGAUUUAUGGACAAGUGAUGAACAUCUAAUCAACGGAGAGAAUCUAAUCUCGAUACUUCCAUCAUCUCUCAAACAAUUUCAUUUUCUUAUUCGAUAUUACACUUCACAAUCAAAUUUUGAAAUAGAUCGUCUACUUACAUCGUGGUCAAAUCAUAUGUCAAUAAACUAUUUCUUGGAUAAAGAUAAUAAUUGUGUAUUACUGUAUAGCAGACCUUGUUGUUUAUGUUCAACUAUUUUAUCAGCAACAAUAAGUAAAUAUCUGCCAUCUUCUUGGAUACAAAUACAACAAAUUGAAGAUUUACAAAUCACCAAUGUAACAUCUUUUACUGAAAUACUUUUAAUAAUACAACAUCUUCAUCAACUUCGAACACUCACAAUUGAUGUAACAAACAAUUCAGAAAAUGCGAUGUCAUCAACUCAAUCUAUUCGUCUUCGAUUACCUCGACUUAAGAAACUUGAAGUACAUGGUAUAUGUCAAUUAUUUCAUUUACUUCAGGCAGCACCUAAUCUUGAAUUUUUAAUCGUCGAGUACGAUUGUAUCAAGGCUUUACUUGAUGAUGAACCUGCAUGCAAUUUAUUACAAAAACGACUCAUUCGUCUUGAAAUUUUUAAAGGAGAAAAUAUGGAUGUAGAACAAUUACAACGUAUUGCUGAUGUAUUCAAUUAUCUUAUUGAAUUUAUCUUAAAUAUGAAAAAAUCAAAAAUAUUCAUUGAUUCGAUUAUAUUGACAACGCUGACACUUUGGAAUAAGAAAGAACUUUUUUCACUACAUAUCGGUGGUUUAGUGUCGGAUGAAGCAACGAAAAAUCUUCAAGAAUGGUUAAUCAAUCAUACAGAUUUAACAAGAGAACAUUCUUUUGUAACCACAUAUGAAAACGAUUGGUUUUCGUUGUGGUGGUAA
Molecule: messenger RNA, 1575 nt
Organism: Rotaria sordida
Lineage: Eukaryota; Metazoa; Rotifera; Eurotatoria; Philodinida; Philodinidae
Source: the annotation of a GenBank genome assembly